UUCAACAUGGCGCACCAUCACAACUACCCACAGCAGAAGAUGACGGUGGGCAUGUGGAAGGAGUGCUGGAAUACCUCAGAUGUGGACUUCCACAACCCAAAUCUUAAUGAACUGUUCUUAAAAUAUAACAAGAGCAUGCUAACAAGGCCUGGCAUGAAAAUAUUUGUGCCACUGUGUGGAAAAGCAGUGGAGAUGAAAUGGUUGGCGGAUCAUGGCUAUAAAGUGGUGGGACUGGAGGUAGCACCUGUUCCUUGCAAGGCAUUCUUUGAAGAAAAUAACAUUCCUUAUGAGGUCUCAGAGAUUGGGGCCAUCCAUGGGGAGAAGUAUGAAAGUUUGGAUAAAAAAAUUGUCAUUUAUUCCUGUGAUUUUUUUCAUCUUACUGUGGACAUUUGUGGAGAAUUUGAUGGGAUAUGGGAUUGUGGUGGCCUCAAUUCUAUGGAAGUCGAAGACAGGGUGUCCUACAUUCACAGAAUCCGAACCUUCAUGGGAAAAGGGUGCAUCAACUUGACCGAAUUUGUGAACUUUGACAAGUCUAUUAGUGAUAUUCCUUGGAGCAUGUCCAGGGAGGACUUACAGAAAGGCUUUGGGGAGGGGUUCAAGGUGGAGGAGUUAACAAAUGAGGAGGCCUCUCAGAUAUACAAGCACCAGGGCUGCUCCUCAGUGGUGCUCUUCAUGAUCACCAAGAUCUAAACCUAAAAUGAAAGUACCAACUACCAUCAGGUUCCAGUUUGAAAACCAGUUUCAAUGUUGUUAUUUCUUUCAUUACUAUUUUUUGCUCAAGGACGUUUUUUUUUUUAAAUCAUGGAAACAACUCAGUUUAAAGAUAUUUUAUUUCCUCAGUGCCAUACUUCAGAUUCUUCCAUUAACUUCUGAUUCAACAGGCAGGUAUGAUUGUCAGGAGAAUUACGCAAUGAGAUUAAGAGAGACAAAAUUUAUCAGUUUAUGAACAUGGUUUCAGCUAGAUCAAUAGAAAGACUAGCUGCAACUCAGCCAUUAUCAUAAUUUAAUCUAAACCAGCUUCUAGAAAAGUCAUAUUCAGUAGGCAUGAUCAAGUAAUGGAUUUCAAAUUUUAUCUACUAGUAUUUUGAAUUUAUUCUUUCAAAUUUACUAUACAUUCAAAAUAUGUUGGCUUGGUUCUGUUUAACAAAUUUCUAGAACUGAGAAGCAAAAUGAUGAGUAAUGUAAUAUAAAUGUGGGUUGUGUUUAAAUGUGAAAUAACUCAGUUUUAAGAGUGACAUUUAUUAACAGUAUUUAGGAAAUCAUUACUCAGGUUUAAUUUUUUUGAUUGCUCUGUUGUUUUUGUCUUCAGUGCAAUCUUGAUAUUUGUACAAGAUUUAUUUCCUUUAUCAAAAUCCAUUUAUUUGUUCGCUUAGGCUGAAUAGAGCAACAUUUUUUUUUUUUUUUUUUUUUUUUUUUACUUUUGCAAAAUGUGUAUUAAAUUUUUUUCCUAUGAACAAGCAUUAUGUAACGUGGACAAAUUAAUACAUGUAAGAAAUGUCGUUUGCAUUCAAUUUUUGUGCUAUAAGUUUACAGUGCCAUAUAUGUGAUAUAUAUAGUUAUACAUACUUUUAAUACUGUACAAUAUAUACAAUUGUAUCAGAAUAACAGUUUCCUUGUAUUUAUGAAACAGACUGCUGUAAAUCACUCUUUAUCUGCAAACCUUUAUCAUGGUUAUAUUUCUGUGUCAUUACAAAACUGCCUGAUGGAAUUUUUUUUCUUUCAUAUUGAAUUGAGAAAAUAAUUUCUUGUUUAAUAAUGAUUAUUUACUUGCCAAAACUCACAUUCCUGAAAUUUUUUCCUUGCAUUUUAAUAUCAUAUGACCAUGGAUGGUCACUAUUUCAUGGAAAUAAAGGUGUUGCAAAAAUAAAAGGUGAUCUAGCUGAAGCAUAAAAAUGUAAAAUUGAGUGAUAUAUUACAAACACACCAAUAAAUACUUUCAACAAAACAAACAA
Messenger RNA from Saccostrea cuccullata (small rock oyster), 1952 nucleotides. Its product is annotated as probable thiopurine S-methyltransferase. The record is from RefSeq and is a predicted model, not a curated record. The transcript has a single exon. NCBI's taxonomy places the organism in Eukaryota, Metazoa, Mollusca, Bivalvia, Ostreida, Ostreidae. Gene Ontology annotation, molecular function: thiopurine S-methyltransferase activity. The coding region runs from base 7 to 690 and encodes 227 amino acids.